UCCCACUCUCCCAACCCAAACAGUGCGGUGGACGAAGUCCCUCCUCCUCCUAAAUCCGUGUCAUUUGGUGCCUUUCUUGACUCCUUCCUUCCCUCUCUCUCUCUCUCUCUCUCUACUUAUACAUUCACAAACAUAAUUUCCCCCCACCUUCGAAAACGAGUCAUUGUUGACUCGGCGACUCAGUUGACCAUUCCUUCCUUCCUCACAGCAGCCAGCCAUAGCCGUCGACUCGACCCCAUAGGCCCUUCCCUUCCCUUCCCUUCUUCAAAACCCCCUCUCCCCAAUUCCUCCAUUUCCCCCAUUCCUAUCCUGAAUUCCAACUUCUCAAUUUCCUCCCAACAGCAACAGCAGCCGCAGCCAUGAACGAUCUCUUCUCCGGCUCCUUCUCCCGCUUCCGCAGCGAAGACGGCGGUGCUUCCCCCGACCACCACGUCGUCCAGAUGUCCGAGAUCCCCUCCACCGCCGGGGUCAACCUCGACAAAUUCUUUGAAGACGUCGAGUCCAUCAAGGACGAGCUCAAGGAGCUCGAGAAGCUCAACUCCAGCCUCCAGUCCUCCCACGAGCACAGCAAGACCCUACACAACGCCACCGCCGUCAAGGACCUCCGCGCUCGGAUGGACGCCGACGUCGCCACCGCGCUCAAGAAGGCCAAGCUCAUCAAGGUCCGAUUGGAGGCCCUCGACAGAUCCAACGCCGCCAACCGUAGCGUUCCCGGCUGCGGGCCCGGCUCCUCCUCCGAUCGGACCCGGACUUCUGUGGUCAACGGCCUGCGCAAGAAGCUCAAGGACUCCAUGGAGAGUUUCAGCUCUCUCAGGUCCAAGAUUUCCUCCGAGUAUCGGGAGACCGUGGAGAGGAGGUACUUCACUGUUACUGGAGAGAACCCUGACGAGAAGACGCUCGAUCGUUUGAUCUCUACAGGCGAGAGCGAGACUUUUCUCCAGAAGGCGAUCCAAGAGCAAGGCAGGGGAAGGAUCCUGGACACGAUCAAUGAGAUUCAGGAGAGGCACGACGCCGUCAAAGACAUGGAGAAGAAUCUCAAGGAGCUCCACCAAGUGUUCUUAGACAUGGCGGUGCUGGUCCAAGCACAAGGAGAACAGCUGGACGACAUCGAGAGCAAUAUGCAGAGAGCCAGCUCCUUCGUCCGUGGUGGGACUCAGCAGCUGCAGACUGCGCGAGUCCUGCAGAAGAACACCAGGAAAUGGACUUGCUACGCCAUCACCAUCUUGCUGGUGAUCAUCCUCCUCGUAGUGCUGUUCGUCGUCAGGCCAUGGGAAAGCAAUGGUGGAGGCGGAGGCGGCGGUGGUGGAAACCAACCUGCUCCUGCUCUUACCCCACCUGCUCAGAUCACGCCCCCGCCGCCCGGAGCGUAGGCUUGAUGGGGACUUCCUUCUCGGUUACAUGUAUCAUCACUUCAUUUACAGUAUUCAUACGUGAGUAAUGCCUUUUGUGCUUCUGUCUAGUUUUUGAAGAUCCAAGAUUUCGUUUAUGUGGAUCGAUUAAUUUAUUUUUUUCUAGACCUUUGGGGAGCUGAGAUAUGAGAGAGGGGUAAGAGCAGCAGGCAUUUUGAGAUGCCAUUGAUAAUUGAAAUCUUAGUGGAUAUACAACUCCCCCAAAUCAAUCCAUCUCGGAUCCAUAAUGGUUUCUUCUUCUGCUUCUUCUUCUUCUUCCUGUAAAUAGUAGCUUAUGAAUAUGAUUGUGUAGCUGGUUCUGUUGUUCUUCUGGUGUGGGAUUUAUUGAUUGGAAUGUUAGGUAUUUUAUCGUGCUUCCC
Linum tenue is the source of this 1768-nucleotide messenger RNA. The record is from the annotation of a GenBank genome assembly. NCBI's taxonomy places the organism in Eukaryota, Viridiplantae, Streptophyta, Magnoliopsida, Malpighiales, Linaceae.